CAUUCGGCCGUGCUGGUUGGCGCCUGGGGGGAUGAAAGACUUCACGUUGCCCUUUAAACCCGAGGAGUUGUUGGCCAGACCUGCAGAUGGUCGGCUUUGGGUGGCCGAUGUACCUGACGUGGAGUCAUGGAGUGAGAAGGAGGUGAACAAAGCCUUGGAUGGAGUCGUUGGGCGGCUCCUGACCAGCCAGGGGAAGGACUUGGCUGAAGAGAAGACCUUUUCGCUUCUCUUUGCCAUCCUGCAGAGCUGGCAAAGACUUGAUGAAGCUCUUCAGCCCCGAGUGGUCGACCUCCUGACGGACGCGGCCAAACGCUUGGGUGCUGACGCGCAGAAGCUGCGCAAGAGCGGUAGCGCUGCCAAGGGCAAGGACAAGUCUGACGCCACGGGGGCCGCCUUGCGUAACGCUUCCAAGGUGGCCGCCUUCUUCCUUCGUUGGAGCUGCGAACGUUUGUUGACCUCGAGCGAGAAGCGCGCCGCACGACCUCGCCGCGGCAAGGGUAGCGCUUUGCAGCAGGCGGAACAGCAAGCAGCCCUGGAAGAGGCUAAGGAGGCCUCCAGGGCCUUGGAACGACAGCGCUCCAUGGCUUUAACGGAGCUCAAUGGCCUGGUGGCGCGAGGUGCCAUGCCAUGGUUGUGGUUGAGCGAUCCUACAGGCUGGCAGCAGGUGGCUGGCGCCUGUUCUGAUGGCGGUUUCUUUGCCUUGGAUUCUGCAGAGGCGCUGAAAGGCAAAGACACCAGGCAGGCGGCGCAGCAAUGUAUCGCAGCACCUUUGCUCCAGGAGGGUCAGCAGCAUUCGAAUCUACUGGUGGCCACCGUCUCCAAAUUGCUUCACGGCCUGCGAGGGGUUGAAGGGACUGCUGCCUUUGCGGCCGAUUGCUUGUUGCAAGCGCACAGCACGCCCUUGCCGCGACUGUUCCUCGUGGAGUUGACGCAGCAUUGCACUGCACAAGAACUCACCUCUCAAGGCGCUUUUCAAAGAUCUUUGGCGGCUUUCCUGGUCGCGCUCUCUGAGCGGUUGCCACAUGUGGUCUUGGCCAACAUCAGCGUGCUGCUGCCGCUGUUGGAUGUGGAUUGUUACCCCAUCCGCCAGGCCAUUGUUGAAAGCAUUGGCCAUCUCCUUUCAGCUGAAGGUCGCAAGCUUCCCAGUGGCGCCCACAACGCACAGCAAGAGGAGGGCGAUGGCACUGUUGCAGAUCCUGAGGCAGAGAUUGCGCAGAGCAGCAGCGGCAUUUUCACGCUUGCACCUGCCACAAAGAACGACUUGUUGGAGACAUUGUUCACCCGCUUCCUGGACAAGAGCGUCUGGGUCCGCUAUCGAGUGCUGCAGACUUUGAACAAUUUGGCCUCCAACAACGGGCUGCCGAGGGAGCUCUGGCCGAGGGUCCUGGACUUGGCGAUCCGACGCAUGCAGGACACGGCCAGCAUGUCCAGGAAGGCGGCCAUGCAGCUGGUGCGCAAGCUGGUGGAGUUCCAUCCCUAUGGUCCUGCGCUGAAAGGCUCCGGGGAUGAACGUGCCAAGGCCACCAAGUUACUGAAUGAGAUCCAGGAGCGCGUGAAGAAGUUGAAGGCCGAAGAGUUGGCCGAGCUCGAGGGCACUGACGCCGCCGACGCCGACGCCGAGGGCGCGACGGAGCCGCCGGAGAAGCGACAGAAGCGCUGCAAGGGGAAGACGGAGACCGACGUGAGCAUCGCCCGUGAAGUCGACAAAGACCUCGAGGCCAACGGCGAGGCCGCCGAGGACGCCGGCGAGUCGGCCUCGGCGCGGCACGCGGCGCGGGAGAAGCAGCGGGAGGCCCUACAGCGUAUGCAGCAGUGCUACACUCAGCGUGUGCACUUUGUGGAGCUCUUGGAUGCCGCUGAGGCGCGUCUGCGCGGCUUGUUGAGCUCCAAGACGGCCACAGACGUCACGGAGGCCAUCAGCGUGGUGGUGGAGCUACGUCUGCGAGGCGUACCUGCAGCCGCCAGAGCCUUUCACCAAGUCUUGGGCUUGGUCUGGAGCCGCCAUGGCCCCAUCAAGGAUGCCGCCGUGGAUGCCUUCUACCGGAUGCACCUCGAAGGUCGCGACACUGCCUCGGCCGCCGAAGCAGUGUUGCAGAUCUACAAGGAUGGCUUCAGCUCGGGUGAGACCACCCACACACACCUGGCCAGCGUGCAGGAGCUGAUUCAGCAAGCUGCUGAAAAGGAGUUAAUCGUGGCUGCCGAGGUCAUCCCCAAGAUGGUCAGCGCGCUGGGCGACGGCCGCGCCACUGGGGCGCUGCGGGCCUUGACUGCGCUGAGUGCCACGGGGCACGAUGCGCUGGCGAAGAAUGCGCUGCCAAAGGUGCAGGAGUUCAUCUGCAGGUCCGUCUCCUCCCCAGCAGAGCAGCUGGAGCAUGCGCGGCUCGUGGCUCAGCUGCUGCUGCGCUUUUUGGGCAGCGCCAAAGGUGCGGUGAACGAUGCCGCGGUCAGCAGAUUAUGCGCUGUGUCUCAGCAGUGUUCCUAUCUGGUGGUACAGCACUUUGUAAAGGGCGAAGUGCCCCCGCAGUGGUUCCCUGCGGCCAUGUGCGCCAUGGACUUGUCUUUCGAGUUAGCGCAGCACGGCAGCAAGGCGCUGGAUACUGCGCACCGGUCACCUGACAAGGUGGCGAGGGCCACGUGGCUGGGACUGAUCAAUACGGAGGGAUGGGAAGGAGCAUCUGUGGAGGUGCGCAAGGUGCAAGUGCCCCAACUGGGCUGUGUGGCCUUUGUGGCAGGGCAUUUGGCCUUGAGGAUGCUGAUCUUCCUGGAAGGUUUGCAAUCUGCCCUGAAGAGGCAGAGGCUGGCACAGGAAGAAGCCAAGAUCGCGGAGCAACGUGAGAAGAGUAAGGAAAAGAAGGCCAGCAAGAAGGGCAAGGGUGCCAAGGCCGUCGAAGAGGACGAGGAGAAGGCUGAGACUUCCAUGGGAGGUGUGGGCCUCGAAGAGCGCGAAGCUGAGGCCUUUGCCCAGAUUGCCGAGACGGGACUGCUGUACAGCAACCGCUUGCUGGAUCGGGUGAAGCCAUUGUUGUUCGCAUGCCUGCUGGACAAGGAGCUCCGGGGCUAUCCCUUGAUCCGUCGCGUGGGCGCCAUCAGCCUUUGCAAGUUCAUGACGGUGUCGAAACGCUUCUGCGAGGAAAAUCUGCAGCUGCUUUUCUCAGUGCUCUUCCCAAAGAACGGCAAGGGCCAGUUGCAGGGUGCGACGCAGGAAGCCAUUGCCGAAGGAGGACUCCUGGAGGACUUGACGCUCCGCCAGUCGCUGCUGGUGGCCGUCGGAGAUCUGCUCUUCCGCCAUCCCAAUGUGGUUGAACCCUGGACUGGCCGCCUCUAUAGUACCCUGAGCACGGCCGACGCCAGCGGCAACGCCGUGGAUUUGCGCUUGACGGCGCUGCUGGUGUUGACGCACCUGGUGCUGAACGACAUGAUGAAACCCCGGCCGGUGCUCCUGAUCCGAGCCUUGUGGUUGACAGCAUGCAACCACGAGGCCACCGCCCGUGUGGCGCGGAUCCUCUUCCAGGAACUGGCGAAACGCACCACCAACGUGGUCUACAACUUGUUGCCGGAGAUCGUGGCGCGUCUGCCCGAGCAUGUGGAAGAUGGCGUGGAGGGUGGUGCUGUGGCGCGGGUGCAGUACAUCAUGCAAUUCGUGGAGAAGGAGAAACACAUCGAGGGUCUCAUUGAGAAAUUCACCUUGCGGUUGGAGCAAUGCGCCAGUGGUGCCGGAGGGGAGGUAGCUGCUGAGGCCACCCAAGAGGAGGGUGAAGGAAAGACAGCCAAAGUGGAGGACACUGUGUCUUGCUUAGCACAUGCCCUGGGUGCCAUGAACUAUUCCGAUCGAUGCAUUCUCCGGCUGCACGAUGUGGUGGUGACUCGCAAGGUGGCUCACCUUUUGGAUGUGGUCACCAUGCCACGCAAGGCUUUGAAUUUGGCCCUGUCAUACUACCCGGUGGCCCGUGAGUGCUUGCUGGCCGUAGUGGAGAAGGCGCGUAAGCCCCGCGGCAAGGGCGAAGACGGCGACGCCAAGGCCGCGGCCGCCGCGGCCGCACCUGCGGAGGGCGAAGGCAAGGCCAGUGGCGCGGCACAAGCGGCGCUGGAUGCCAUGGAACAGCUGGUGAACACCUUGGCACAUGGCAAGGAGGAGAUGGAGAUCCCGGCCACGGCUCCGGUUCCUGCGGUUCCUGCCACGGCGCAGCGCAAGGGCCAGGAGGCGAAGCGGAAAAACGCGGAGGCCAAGGAACCUGGAUUUGAGGAGAUGGAGAUCCCGGCCUCGAAUCGAACAAAACCUCACCGCCGAAGGAAACUUCAACAAUCCCUCCAGGGUUGA
Cladocopium goreaui is the source of this 4318-nucleotide messenger RNA. Lineage: Eukaryota; Dinophyceae; Suessiales; Symbiodiniaceae. The record is from the annotation of a GenBank genome assembly.